Messenger RNA from Pyrus x bretschneideri (Chinese white pear), 1443 nucleotides. Its product is annotated as homeobox protein knotted-1-like 1. The transcript is spliced from 5 exons. Gene Ontology annotation, biological process: regulation of DNA-templated transcription. Gene Ontology annotation, molecular function: DNA binding; DNA-binding transcription factor activity, RNA polymerase II-specific. Gene Ontology annotation, cellular component: nucleus. Lineage: Eukaryota; Viridiplantae; Streptophyta; Magnoliopsida; Rosales; Rosaceae. Bases 340 to 1302 code for a protein of 320 amino acids. The record is from RefSeq and is a predicted model, not a curated record.
UAUCCUCUGUGUAAUAGCAGUCUCGCUCUCAAUACCUCUCCUCUCUCUCUCUCUCUCUCUCACACGCACAAACAACAGUUCCUUGAUGUUCCUUCUCCACUUUCUCUCUGUCUUUUAUUUUUCUCAGGUUUUUCUCGGAAAAGAAAGUAAAGUCUGGUCAAUUUCCAUGUGAAAACUCCCCCACAAGAAAACAAAAACAAAAAAGAAAGAAAAGAAAAACCUUGGUUCUUAGUACCGGUCUCUCUUUCUCUCGCUCACACUUGCACUCUCACUCACAAGUAUCGCUACAUUAUUGUUGCUUAGUUUUUAGCUCCUUUUUUCUUUGAGAGAAAUAUACGUAUGGAGGAUUUUCACAGGAUGAACGCAGGUGUGAUAUCUGCAGGCUCAGAUGAUCAUGUGAAUGUUCAUCAGCAAGUUGAAAAUAUGGCUACUAGUACUAGCAGCGCCAAUUGUGGUGGGUUUCAUGGCAGUGGUCAUGUGGUGGAUGAUCAUAACAUGCUGUUAUUUGCGACGGAGGGUUUGGGAUCCGAUCAUAUGUCUGAUCUGAUAAAGUCCCAGAUAGCCAGUCAUCCUCGUCUCCCUGAUUUAGUAGCUGCAUACCUUGAAUGCCAAAAGGUUGGAGCACCAGCGGAGAUGAAAAAUCUGCUUGAAGAAAUUGAAAGGGCAAGCCACCCCAUGAGCACUUGCAGUGAGAUAGGAGCUGAUCCUGAACUUGACGAGUUCAUGGAAUCAUAUAUUGAGGUUCUCCAUAGAUACAAGGAGGAGCUAUCUAAACCAUUCGAUGAAGCAACCACAUUCUUGACCAACAUUCAAACUCAACUUAGCAACCUCUGUAAAGGGACAUUCUCAAAAACCUGGGACUAUCACUCUGAUGAAGGGGUUGGCAGUUCGGAGGAGGAACUUAGCUGUGGGGAGGUGGAAGCAGCAGAGGGUCAAGACACUGGUGGUGCUCGUUCUAGUGGUGAUCGGGAACUGAAAGAUAUGCUGCUGAAUAAGUACAGUGGCUACCUUAGCAGCUUGAGGAAGGAGUUCUUAAAGAAAAGAAAGAAAGGGAAACUACCAAAGGAUGCCAGGAGUACCCUAUCGGACUGGUGGAUUACUCACUAUAGGUGGCCAUAUCCUACGGAAGAGGAGAAACUCCAGCUGUCUGAGAUGACUGGAUUGGACCAAAAGCAGAUUAACAACUGGUUCAUAAACCAGAGGAAGAGGCAUUGGAAACCAUCUGAGGACAUGAGGUUUGCUCUCAAUGAAGGUGUCGGCGGGAGCAUCGGAGGACCUAUGAUGUUUGACACUGGUGUUUGAGCUGGAAAUAUUCACGAUGAUAUGUGAUAUCAUUGUAUCAAGUAUUUGGUUGAUUCUAAUAUUCGACCUAAAUGUAGUAAUGUUAAGACUUAAAUGUUGUACAUUCUGUAUCUGUGAUAUAUCCUUUGAGCUGAGCCCAUC